AUGACUGUUACGAGCAACGGGAACCGAUCUUUUAAACAAGCUCUACUCAGAUCUAGGUUUAAUGAGGUGGGUUAUGAAAAGAAUUUCGAUUGUGAUGUGGAAGAUAUCUCUUCUAAUGACGAGGACAACACCACAGACAUAACAAUGACUAAAGGUUUACAGGAUGGUAGUGAAAUAAAUGGAGGAAUCCCCAAUAUCAGACUCCCUGCGGCACUUCUAAAGAAGAUCAGGGAACCGUGGAAGAAGUGUUUGAUUGUGAGGCUACUUGGGAAAACCAUAGGAUACAAACUAUUCAUGGCAAAAAUGACAAAAAUUUGGAGCCUCCAAGCAGAUUUUGAAGCUCUGGACAUUGGGAAUGGGUUUUUCAUUGUGAAAUUUGACAUGAUGGAUGAUUACACAAAGGUUUACACUAGUGGCCCGUGGAUUGUAAUGGACCAUUAUGUUACUGUGAGAAAAUGGCAACAAGAUUUUAAAUCUGAUGAUGCUGAGGAGGACACAACAACGAUUUGGGUUCGAUUCCCCAAUCUACCCAUAGAAUACUACAAUGAAAAAGUAUUAUACCACACAGCUAAGUCUCUGGGAAACCCACUAAAGGUUGACAUCAACACAGCCAUGGCAGCUCGAGGGAAGUAUACUCGAGUGUGUGUUGAAAUUGAUCUGCGGCAACCACUGAUUUCACACUUCACCAUCAGUAAGUAUACCUAUGGAGUUGAAUAUGAACAUCUUCAUUCACUUUGUUUUUAUAGUGGCAAGGUAGGUCAUCAGAAAGAGAUCUGUAGUGAUCACCCGCAGCCGCCGCCGAUGGAGGAACAGUCUUAG
This is a messenger RNA of Camellia sinensis, 819 nucleotides long. RefSeq lists its product as uncharacterized. The record is from RefSeq and is a predicted model, not a curated record. Lineage: Eukaryota; Viridiplantae; Streptophyta; Magnoliopsida; Ericales; Theaceae.